This is a messenger RNA of Chelonia mydas (Green sea turtle), 2258 nucleotides long. RefSeq names its product jumonji domain containing 7 (gene JMJD7). The record is from RefSeq and is a predicted model, not a curated record. Gene Ontology annotation, molecular function: 2-oxoglutarate-dependent dioxygenase activity. NCBI's taxonomy places the organism in Eukaryota, Metazoa, Chordata, Testudines, Cheloniidae.
GACGUCAGUCUGGCCGGCUGGCGGCCGCGGCUGCCUAGGGAUGGCGGGUGCGGGUGGGGAAGGGGAGGUGCCGGCGCUGCGGGCGGUGCGGAGGUGCCUGGCGGCAUUCCCGGCGGAGGCCAGGGAGUUGGGACUGACGGAAUCUGUGCCAUACCUAGAUAGCCUUCUGUCUCCGCUGGAAUUUUAUCGGGAAUGGGUGUGUCCAAACAAACCAUGUAUAAUUCAGAAUGCCUUCGGUCACUGGCCAGCUCUGAAGAAGUGGACGUUAACUUAUCUCAGGAAGGUAGCAGGCUCCAAGAUGGUGAGUGUGGCAGUGACGCCAAAUGGUUAUGCUGAUGCUGUUUAUCAGGACCGGUUUGUCAUGCCAGAGGAGCGGCACAUGCUUUUCAGCAACUUCUUGGACAUUGUGGAGAAGAAAGUGAUCUCUCCAAGUGUGUUCUAUGUGCAGAAGCAGUGUUCAAACCUGACUGAGGUUCCUGAACUUUUAGGUGAUGUGGAGCCUGAGGUACCGUGGAUGAGUGAGGCACUCGGAAAGAAGCCCGAUGCUGUGAAUUUCUGGCUUGGCGAGUCUGCUGCUGUGACAUCCUUACAUAAAGAUCACUACGAGAACUUGUACUGUGUGAUUUCCGGCGAGAAACAUUUUCUGCUGCAUCCACCAAGUGACCGCCCCUUCAUCCCCUAUGAGCUCUACCUACCUGCGACGUAUUGCAUAUCAGAAGAUGGUUCGUUUCAGGUUGUGGAUGAAAAGGCUGCAGAAAAGGUGCCAUGGAUUCCACUGGAUCCUUUAAAUCCAGAUCUUGAACAAUACCCAGAGUAUGCCCAGGCAAGGCCUUUGCGGUGCACAGUGAAAGCUGGUGAGAUGUUGUACCUCCCUUCUCUCUGGUUUCAUCAUGUUAAGCAGUCACAUGGUUGUAUAGCAGUGAAUUAUUGGUAUGACAUGGAAUAUGACCUGAAGUACAGCUACUAUCAACUUCUAGAUUCUCUCUCAAAAGCUGUGACACUGGUGUAGCUGAGUCUGGGGACUCAGAGUCAUAAACCUUUCUAAUGUGACUGAACUGUAUGCGUCUGCCUGGAGUACGAAUAUGCUUGAGUUAGAAGAACUAAACAUUAAAUUAUCCUCAACAAAUGUCUGUCAGAGGAUAUUUGUGUUGCUUGCCUUUGGAGAUGGUAUCAUGCGGACGUUCAGUGAAAUUCCAGCCCAAAUGGCUAUCUUUUUUGGCUUGACAGGAGAGGGCUUGUUGACAUUUCAAAGCCUUCAUGCUUAGCCUCAGAUGCCUCAAGGAAGGCAGAAUUUUAGUGGAGCCACUGCAAGUUUUGGAAACCUCAAAAAUGUAAACCAUGUGUGUUCCUUUCCCUUUGCUAGAUUCUUUAGAGCAGUGGUUUUAAAACUGUGGGUCGCAACCCAGUACUGGGUUACGGAAUGUGAGGCACUGGGUCGUGACCGCUCUGGUCAGCACCGCUGACUGGGCUGUCAAAAGUCCUGUCAGCGGUGCUGCCCGACUAAGGCAGGCUAGUCCCUACCUGUUCUGACAUGGCGCUGUGUCACGGAAGUGGCCAACAGCAGGUCCGCCUCCUAGGUGGGGGGGGCGGGGCCUCAAUGUGCUGCCCGAGCACUGGGGGCGGGCGGCGCCUGUGGGCAAGAGCUGCGUGGAGCCAAUUGUGCGCCUCUGCGUAAGAGCCAGACCUGCUGCUGGCCGCUUCCAGGGUGCAGCGCAGUCUGCGGUGCCAGGACGGGUGGGAAGCCUGUCUCUGCAGCCUGGCUGCCCUACUGACCGGGAGCCGCCAGAGGUAAGCCCGUGCCCCAAUCCCCUUCCCCAGCCCUGAGCCCCCCUCAAAUCUGGAGCCCCCUCCUGCACCCCAAGCCCCUCAUGCCUGGCUCCACCCCAGAGCCUGCACCCCCAGCCCAGAGCCCCCUCCCACAACCCUGACUCCUCUUUCCUGCCCCACCCCUCAUCCCCAGCUCCAUUGGGUCGCAGGUAUCAACAAUUUUCCUCAACUGGGUCACCAGAAAAAAAAGUUUGAAACACCACUGGUUUUAGAGAACAUGCAAAGCUAUAGCCCACAGUCCAGUUUGGUAACUGGCAAAAUAAUGAGGCAAAACCAGCUCUGCAAUAACAGCGUAAUCAUUAGCCCAAGACUCCCAUUCAUUGAGAUAACUCCCAUUCAUUAUGAGACAAUACUUUCUGAGUUUUAAUUCACUGUGUUCAGUGGCUGUGUGUAAUGCUUUGACAAUUCAGAAUACAAAUUGUGCAAUAAAA